Callorhinchus milii (elephant shark) is the source of this 3689-nucleotide messenger RNA. RefSeq names its product kinesin light chain 1b (gene klc1b). The record is from RefSeq and is a predicted model, not a curated record. Gene Ontology annotation, biological process: microtubule-based movement. Gene Ontology annotation, molecular function: kinesin binding. Gene Ontology annotation, cellular component: cytoplasm; membrane-bounded organelle; kinesin complex. NCBI's taxonomy places the organism in Eukaryota, Metazoa, Chordata, Chondrichthyes, Chimaeriformes, Callorhinchidae. Bases 69 to 1712 code for a protein of 547 amino acids. The transcript is spliced from 15 exons.
GAGAGAGAGAGGGCGGCGCGGGAGCGGCAGCGCGGACACGGGGAGACCGAGCUCCAGGCCCCGAGAACAUGUCCACCAUGGUUUACCCGCGGGAGGAGAAGCUGGAGAAACUGAGCCAGGAGGAGAUCAUCUCCAACACCAGGAUUGUUAUCCAGGGGCUCGAGGCCCUGAAGAAUGAGCACCACUCCAUCCUCCACAGCCUCCUGGAGACCAUCCGCUGCCUCAAGAAGGAUGAGGAGGCCAAUCUGGUGCAUGAGAAGUCCAACCUCAUCAGGAAGUCGGUGGAGAUGAUCGAGCUGGGACUGGGGGAGGCUCAGGUGAUGAUGGCGCUGUCGAACCACCUGAGCGCGGUGGAGUCUGAGAAGCAGAAGCUGAGGGCACAGGUGCGGCGGCUGUGCCAGGAGAACCAGUGGCUGCGGGAUGAGUUGGCCAAUACCCAGCAGAAGCUGCAGCACAGUGAGCAGACUGUGGCCCAGCUCGAGGAGGAGAAGAAGCACCUGGAGUUCAUGAACCAGCUCAAGAAAUAUGACGAGGACGUCUCGCCCUCUGAAGAAAAAGAUGGUGACACGUCCAAAGAUUCACUGGAUGAUCUCUUCCCCAAUGAUGAGGAGGAAACCGGGCAAGGCAUGUCCCAUCAGCACAACAGCAGUGCUGUGGCUGCUGCCCAGCAGGGAGGCUAUGAGAUCCCGGCCCGGCUCCGCACGCUGCACAACCUGGUGAUCCAGUACGCCUCGCAGGGCCGCUAUGAGGUGGCGGUGCCACUGUGUAAACAGGCCCUGGAGGACCUGGAGAAGACAUCUGGCCAUGACCACCCUGACGUGGCCACCAUGCUCAACAUUCUGGCUCUCGUCUACAGAGACCAGAAUAAGUACAAAGAGGCGGCACACCUGCUGAACGACGCUCUGUCCAUCAGAGAGAAGACCCUGGGCAGAGACCAUCCCGCGGUGGCAGCAACGCUCAAUAACCUGGCUGUGCUGUACGGGAAACGAGGCAAAUACAAGGAGGCUGAGCCGCUGUGCAAAAGAGCGCUGGAGAUCCGGGAGAAGGUACUGGGCAAAGACCACCCCGACGUGGCCAAGCAGCUGAACAACCUGGCGUUGCUGUGCCAGAAUCAGGGCAAGUACGAGGAGGUGGAGUAUUACUACCGGCGGGCGCUGGAAAUCUACGAGUCCCGGCUCGGGCCUGACGACCCCAACGUGGCCAAAACCAAGAACAACCUGGCCUCGUGCUACCUGAAGCAGGGCAAGUACAAGGACGCGGAGGCCUUGUACAAGGAGAUCCUGACCCGGGCCCACGAGAAGGAGUUUGGCUGUGUGGAUGGUGAAAAUAAACCAAUCUGGAUGCACGCUGAGGAGCGAGAGGAGCUGAGCAAGGGAAGACACAAGGACAGCGCCCCAUAUGCAGAAUACGGCGGCUGGUACAAGGCUUGCAAGGUUAACAGCCCCACAGUGAACACUACGCUGCGAAACCUGGGUGCUCUGUACCGGCGCCAGGGGAAGCUGGAGGCCGCGGAGACGCUGGAGGAGUGUGCGACACGAUCCCGCAAACAGAGCACCUCUGGUCUGGACCCCAUCAACCAGACUAAAGUGGUGGAGAUCUUGAAAGAUGGUGAGACCCCUGAGCGGAGACGGAACCAGGGGCUGGUCAAGUACGAGGGGAGCUCGGAGGGGGGUGAGGAAGUGAGCAUGGCCGUGGAGUGGACUGGGGCUUAAAUGCCACCUACGACCGUCCUGUGUCCAAGAGCGAGGAUAUGUACGUGGCUUUACCUUCCAGCGACCCUCCCUCUACCAUUCCUGCCUGUCUGCGGUGAUCUCCUCUCCAUCACUACUAAACUAAAGAAGGGACAUCUUACCUCUCCUGUGUACUGAGAAAUUGUCAGCAGCGCUCUGUAACCCUGCGUUGUAAUCACUUUAAACCUACUCUGUCCCUUGUCCUGACCUCAAAUAGUCCCUUCUCAUCCAUAUAAUCUUUCCCCGCACUCACUUCCCCACAGCUCACUCCCUGAUGGAAAGGGUCGUUUGUGUCAGUUUUUGUGUCAGGGAUUUGAACUGAGAGCAGCUUCUGCUAUUUGCAAAUGGCGGUGGGGAACGUGAGCUGAGAGUAUGUACGCAGAGACCUUUAUCCAUCUCUUGUCCUAUCUGUGUGUGUUGCUGAAACGUGAAGCGCGUUCAGUUAUUGUGUGCCGGUCGGUGUGUUCAGAGCUGUAUCACAGCACAGAUAGAGGCCAUUCAGCCUUUCGUCCCUGUGCUCAUGCUCGCUCCCCACUGGGGUCAUCAAACCUCUACUCUUUCCCUGUGCCGCUCAGUAUCAUUUUUCCUCAAGUAUUUAUCCAGUUCUCUUUUAAAUGUUGUUACAGACUCGUCAGCCAUUAGUGGUAAAGCAGACCCCACUCUUAACGACCUCUGUUUAAAAAAAAAAUAAUUCUAAUGUCUUCUUUCUUGCCUGCUGAUAUUCCUCAGUAACACCCUAUUGUCUAUAUUCCCUACUGUCACUGACUCGCUGCUCAGUGGAGAUGUUUUAAUUUACUUUUAUUCAAAGCAUUACUUAGCAGCUUGAGAACCCGUUAAAUUUCCCCCGUUAAUCCUCCAGUCUCUCCAGGUAACUGUAAACUGUUGGUCAUGGGGGGUGUCUGUGAAAUUCAGAACUCAGCUGGUGAAUGGGAAAUGUACAGAUGUCUUACCAGUCUUGCCGUUCCCACAGCCUGUGACGUUCAGAGUAGAUUUUAGUCACAUCUAACAUUUUAUAGAUUUUAGCAUUAUGUAUCGAGUCCUAGUGCCCUGUGUUUAUUAUUCAGUGAUAGAUUGUUGUUCGGGCAGUUUGAAACCAGGUGUGAUGCAGCCCUGCCCAACAGGCUAUGGACAGCAGUAUCUCAGCUCAACUCAGUGCAGUACUCACUGGUGUACCCAAUGUGUCACCAGUACGAGGGCUGUCAGAGUCUCAGUUGGUCCUGUGUUACGGUGGUGGAGGAGUCAUAUCACCUCCCGAGAGAAGACCCCCCCCCCCCAGGUGCUUGGGAAUCCCUUCCUUCUCCUGUCUAAACUGCUAAAUAUUGAAUUACUUUUCCCACUCGUACACCUGCUGCCGCCGUAACUGUGCUCACAGAGCUGCCUUGCAGGACCCCAUAUCGAAUGAGAUGAGCGCAGCCCCUACCCUCUCUUUCCCGUUCCUUCACCCGCCUCCUCCCACUUAGUCGAGUGUGUUGUGUUGUAGCCCUGAGCUGGUGCAGUGAGAGUGGCACAGAGCUGUGUCACUUUACCCACCUGGUAUCAGGGCAUCGUUACAGUGCCUGGGAAUCAGGCCUUCUCUCACAGAUGCUGCCUCUCCUGAUUCCCUAUUGCUCUCUCUCUCUUAUCUCUCUCCAUUCAUCUCCUUUCUCAUUCACUGUUUGUUCUUUCUUACUCGCUCGCUAACUCUUGCUCUAUCUGUGUGUGUGUGUGUGUGUGUGUUUCUCUCUUUCUCUCUCCCUCUCUCUGGCUGUGUCUCUGUCUCUCUCCCUCUCUCUCAUACACACUCUUUACUCCGUUUGUCUAUAUGUCUCUCUGAGGUUGGGAACUGUGGAUGGAUUGAUUAUUUUCUCUGCACUCCCUCUUUGUAGCUGUUUUUUUUCUCUGUUUUUCAUUUUUUAUUUUUGAAUUGCUGUAACAAAAAAAUUAAUAUCUAAUAAAUGUUGUCUCUGGAUGGAACUCUGA